AUGGCGGCGAUUGAGGUUGGCGAUAGAGUGCUCGUCGAUGGGAAGCUGGGGGUGGUCAGGUACGCGGGGCUGACCGAGUUUUGCAGUGGUCUCUGGUAUGGAAUCGAGCUCGACAAGUGCGAGGGAUUCAACGAUGGAAGUGUCGAGGGCAAGAGGUAUUUCAAUAUUCCGGGAAGGAAAGGAAACUACGGGCUAUUUGCACAACUGGAAGAUUUGAGUAAGAUUGAUGACUGCGGCGGUCUGAGAGACGAGAAUCGCAAGUUGACCAGUGUGGUUGAAGCCUUGGAACGCAAAAUUCGACAGUUGCAUCUGCAGCGGAGCGAGCUGAAGCGAGACUCAGAAGUGCUGGAGCUGCAGAGGACUGUCAAGAGCCUAGUCCAAGAGCGGGCGGAGCGCAUUGAAAAGCAAGCCAAAGCUGUAGAGGAAAAUAAGCAGCUACAUGCUACUAUCAAGCUUUUACAAGCGGAAUUGCAUGCUGUGGCUUCCAUAUCUCCAGGAAAGGCGAAUUCAACCGAAGAGGCCGUACGGAAAAGUAGUCCGGACGAGUUGAACGGCCUCAAUGCGAUCCUGAAGACUGAGAACGACAGGCUUGCAAAUGAAUUAAACAUUGCGACCAGGGAAUUGAUUAAGUUGAAGGAGGACAACAGGCAGUACGAAGCGUUGCACACGGUCUACAUCGAUAUUGAAAAAGAGUUACAAGACCAGUUGAGCACAUUAGAAAACUAUAUACUGGCAGAGGGAGAAAGGCGUUGCGGAAGUGCAACUAUCAUAAGCUCAGCUGUUGAGUCCUCUGUUUCCAAAGCUGCUGCUACCAAAGCCAAGCUUUAUGAUGAGCUUUACACAGCUGUCUUCCCAGACGACAUGCCUUCACUCCAGCUCCUGGAGCUCCAGUAUGAUAUUUUGCAAAAAUCUUUCGCUAAUGCCCCAUUUGACUUAUCUAUCCAGAGUAAGCUGACAGGACAACUAUAUUUUCUUGUUUUGCGUGGGCUGGCAAACGAAGAAUCAACCAGACCCCCAAUCCAGUUCUUUGACGUGUUACGAAACGAGUUCGGGAACAACGGAAUUAUCUGCAGCGAGCUACUUUUGGGUCACUUACGAGAUGAUAUGCUGAAAGUCCGUGAACUCAUUGACUUCCUAAAAGAUUCAGAUUCAUUGGACUCCGAUUUCAGAUUGGUAAUAUCAUCCCUGUCUUCAAUUUUUGGUGAGAUUUUGCCUCAGUUACUGUCAGAUCGUAGAAAGGAGAAUUCAUCCGAAGACCUACUUAGAUCAAUCCACAACCUUUAUUCGGUUUCACUUGCAAUAGAGGAGCGAUCAAGAGCGCUUGGAGAGAAAGCUGGAGUCGAUCCGGCACCCGCGACUGCGUGUCACAUACGCCUAUCCCAUGUGCUUGAAGUAGUUUUCUCCAUGAUUAGAUAUGUUCCUGGAUCAGACGUUCAUCCUUUUGAGGAAUUCAAGCCGGCGCUUGAGGAAAUACUCGCUGAUCUGAAACAAAGUGAGACGGAUUCAGCUUCUGCAGUACAAUAUAAUACAGUACCUCGGAAUGCUGGUGUGUCAUUUACAGACUCACAGGCGGUAACGGAAAACCCUGAUCUCGACAAUGUUGCAGAUUUAGAAUCCGAACUUUUAAAGAAGGAAGCUAGGAUAGAGGAGCUGGCAGUCAAAAUCCAGCUGCUUGAAAUCAAAUUGCAAGAAAGUCAUACCAAAAAGGCAGCUCUGGUGCAAAAAGAAGCAGAAAAGAUGGAAUGGCCGAAGGAAGAUGAUUUACACUCUGACGCGCAACCAAGCACAGGCCUGAAGAUGGAGUCCUCUGUCGAUGUUCGCCUCUGCAGUCCGCUGACCGCCUCCCAGCUGGAGGCUCUCGCAAAACAGAGCAUAAAUUCGGAGAUCGUUGGCCUACAGAGAGUGGUUGCCAGCCUCACAAAACACCAAAGGAAGGAUCGGCCCAACUUCAGCUGGCUUUAUGAAGGCGAACAGCGUCUGCAGGCCCCGACUACAAAGGCGCAUAUUGAAUUCAAAAAUAAGCUUUCUGACCUAACUACAAGCGCCUUAGAAGUUGCUGAUUAUGCUAGGAUGGUGGAUUAUCAAGAAGAUUCGACAGACAAGCAGAAAAAGUACAUACCGAAUGCAGUCUUCAAGCAGAAUGUUCUAAAUCUAAAGAUUAAAGAUAUUUCUGCAUAA
Torulaspora globosa is the source of this 2178-nucleotide messenger RNA. It is a transcript of the gene NIP100, whose product is annotated as Nip100p. NCBI's taxonomy places the organism in Eukaryota, Fungi, Ascomycota, Saccharomycetes, Saccharomycetales, Saccharomycetaceae. The record is from RefSeq and is a predicted model, not a curated record. The transcript has a single exon. The coding region runs from base 1 to 2178 and encodes 725 amino acids.